This is a messenger RNA of Dentiscutata heterogama, 3381 nucleotides long. The record is from the annotation of a GenBank genome assembly. Lineage: Eukaryota; Fungi; Glomeromycota; Glomeromycetes; Diversisporales; Gigasporaceae.
CAAUUAAGCAAAGAAUGCCUUGGAAAAGGCUCUUUCGGUUCUGUCUACAAAGCUUUGAAUAUGGAAACUGGUGAAGCAGUGGCAAUUAAACAAGUGAAGAUCAGCGAUUUACAAAAAUCGGAACUAACUUUUAUAAUGUCUGAAAUUGAAUCAUUAAAAAAUUUAAACCAUCCAAACAUUGUAAAAUAUAAAGGAUAUGUUAAGGCGGACGAUUUUUUGAAUAUAAUAUUAGAAUUUUGUGAAAAUGGCUCUUUACUUAAUGUUUGUAAAAAGUUUGGAAAAUUUCCAGAAAACCUCGUUGCAAUCUAUAUUAGUCAAGUUUUGGAAGGUUUAUUAUACCUUCACGACCAAGGCGUUAUACAUCGUGAUAUAAAAGGUGCAAAUAUAUUAACUACAAAAGAAGGUUUAGUGAAACUAGCAGAUUUUGGUGUUGCUACGAAAACUGCAAAUCUUAGUGAUUUUUCAGUGGUUGGUUCUCCAUAUUGGAUGGCCCCAGAAAUAAUUGAAUUAUCUGGUGCUACCACUUCUUCUGAUAUUUGGAGUGUUGGUUGUGUUGUUAUUGAACUUUUAGAAGGAAAACCUCCUUAUCAUAAUUUAGAGCCUAUGCCUGCUCUUUUUCGAAUUGUUGAAGAUGAACAUCCUCCUUUACCGGAAAGUGCUUCACCUGCUGUUAAAGACUUUCUUAUGCAAUGCUUUCAAAAGGAUAGUAACCUUCGUGUGUCUGCAAGAAAAUUACUAAAACAUCCUUGGAUCUCUAAUGUUCGUAAACCAAAUGUAGCUACUGAAUUUGAAGACGCUAUAAGAAGUGUAAAAGAAUGGAAUGAGGCUUUAAAGGUCGCAAAAUUUGAAAAUCAUAAAAAACGAAGAAGUGGUUCCAUAAAACUAUCUGCUACUAUGCCUUCAAAAUCAAAAUCUCCUCUUAGUUCGAGUUCUUUAUCACCAAAAAUACCUGAUUUUACGCCGCCUGUUAAUAGUUGGGAAAACUUAAUGUCUUUGGGUUCUUCAACUUUAAUGUCAAAUUCAUUAAAUCAACAAAAUAAUCGGUUAUCUGCGUUUCUUGAACAGGCUGAAGUUGAAGGAAAUAAUUGGGAUAAAGAUUUUGUGGAUUCGAUAUCUCUUUCUCAUAUUACUGAUAUUAAAACUAGGCAGUUAAGUACUAAAUCUUCUAAUGCUGACAUUCAAGACCAACAACCGGAUUACGAAUCUUCCGAUGAUGAUUCUCAAACUGUUCGACCAAGUCAAUUCAAUAAUGGUCGGAUAAAAAAUAAUCAUUCUGUUCCAAAAGUUCCUGGAAAACAAAUAAUAACAGAAGAUAAUAUAGUAAAUGCUGAAACUAAUGGGUUCAAAGAUAAACCUAAUGGUUGGGAAUAUGCACAGGGCACUGUAAUUCAUCUACCUUCAAAAUCCGCGAAUAACUCUAGUUCAAUUCUAGAAUCAUCGACUACGGCAACUAAUGGUACUCUUGAUGAAAAACAAAUCACGGAUGAAUUUAAGCGACAUACUCGUGCGUAUACCACCAAUGAUAUACUAGUCCCAACUAAUGGAGUAACAAAGAGACCAAAUAGACCACUUCCACCUUUACCAACACAAAAAUCAAUAUCUUUAACAAUGUCUACACCAUCUUCACCAUCAAGAAAACCUCAAAUUGAUAUACCUGAUUAUCAGGUAUCCAAUAAGAUUGUUAUUAGUUCGUCUCGAGUGUCAACUCCUGUACAACAGGAAUUACAGGAGUUAAACGAAUUCCAACAAUAUCAAGAAUUAGAAGAUGAACAAGAUUAUAAUAAAGCAUUUCGAGAUUCUGAUGAAGAAGAUGAUAGUGUUAUUCAUACAUUAAAGUUUAAUUCACAUCUUUAUAAUGAAAGUUGGAAGGGUGAUGAUAGCAGUGAUGAAGAUGAUCCAUUUGCUGAACUAGAGGAAAAAUUUGAUGAGAUGGACAUGGACGCACACAUUGCUAGAGAUAAAUAUGCAAACGCAUGUUCACGAUUGGCAGAGCUUCUAAACCUUUUACAACCAACCGAAAGCGAAGAUCGAUUGAUAAGUUCAUGCGUUCAAAUCAUUGAUCUCUUAACAGAACAUCAAGAGCUUAAGAAUCACUUUAUAAUCUUUCAUGGUGUAAUUCCUAUCACGGAAGUAUUAGAAAUAUGUGUUAAUACAGACUUACUUUCAAAAUUGCUAAAAAUAGUUAAUAUAAUUAUUGCAGAUAAUAUUGAUCUUCAAGAAAAUCUUUGUCUAGUAGGGGAAGAGUACACUAAACAUAAGGAACUGAUUUGGAUCGCCGUUAAUGGAAUCUAUGGUGUUUUUGAACUCCAAAGUCCGACUCCUAAGAAUGACUUUUGUCGAUUGCUUGCAAAAAUUGGAGUAUUGGAUCCGUUAGCCAUUACCCUACAUAAUGUUAUAAUGGAUGACGAUCCCUCUGCUAAAAUAUUUGUGGAUAGAAUUGUUAAUAUCUUUUUAAUGUUUUCUCGAGGUGACGCUUAUGUAAAAGAAUUUAUGGCUACGCGUACACGGGUUGUUACUCGGAUUUUUGAAGACUUGUAUAAAUUACCAUCGUAUUUAAUUGUAAUCGUGCUCAAAUGUAUCAAGAAUAUCUCCAUGAAUUCAAUUACAUUGGAUUCUUUACAAAAAGCAAAGGCGAUUCAAAUUCUCACGGAUUUGUUGGAUAAUCAAGUUCCAUCGUACGUCAAUGAAAUUUCCAAUCAAGUACUCAACACAAUGUUCAAUCUUUGUCGAAUCGAUAAAUCACGACAAGAAGAGGCAGCAAGGGCUGGGCUUAUUCCUCAUUUGGUUCAUUUUGCAUCAAAUAAUACACCACUCAGACAUUUCGCGAUUCCAAUUCUUUGUGAAAUGGCUCACACGGGACAAGGUUGUCGUGAUUUAUUGUGGCAGAAUAAUGUUUUGCAACUUUAUUUUAAUUUAUUGGUUGAUAGAUCUUGGCAAGUUAGUGCUUUUGAAGCUAUUCUUUCAUGGUUCCAGGAAGAGACCUCCCGUGUAGAACCAAUUCUUUUACAACAAAACAAUAUAGAAUUAAUCCUAGAAUCAUUUGUUGUUGCCAAAGCAAACUCUUUCGAAAAUAUUCUUGAACCAUUAUACAUAAUAACACAACUAUCUGCUCAUGUGACUUGUGUUCUAGCACAACCAUCAUUUUUCGAUCGUUUAUUACAUAGAUUUGAACAUCCGAAACCUGUUGUGAGGUUGAAUCUACUACGUAUUCUAAAAUCUAUCUGCGAUGUACAUCCACAACGUGAAGAUGUUAUUAAAAGUUAUGGGUUAUUUGAAAUCAUUAUUAAAAUUAGUGCAGAAGAUCCAGCUGUAUUAAUAAGAGAGCUUGCAAAAGAAAUUUUGCAACAAGGUUAUUUCACUCUCCAAAAGAAGGUUAAUUAA